AUGCUGUCCCAAUGGUUAAAACCGGGACUACCGGUAUUACUGGCACUGGCAGCACUAACAGCCACAGCAGCAUUGGAAGCAACAAGGGCUACACAUUUCUCCUCUCCCUCCCCUCCUUCGUCGCUCCUCACCAAGCUCAAAAGCAUUGCCUGCCAUCACCAUCGCCAUCACCAUCACCGUCACCAUCACCAUCCCCAUCCCCAUCCCCAUCCCCAUCAUCAACCCUCCCAUCAUCCCCCUCCUCUGUGCCAAAGCACAACUCUCAACUCCUCCUCAAUCCCCGCAACAACCUCCCACCCCUCCCCACACAUCAAGUCGCCUCAAAAGCGUCACCAUCACCAUCCCUCUCAUCAUCCCUCCCAGCAUCCCCCUCCUCUGUACCAAAGUACCGGUCCCCAAACUCCCCCAUUCCUGGCACCACUCUGUACACCUCGUUAA
Messenger RNA from Closterium sp. NIES-65, 438 nucleotides. NCBI's taxonomy places the organism in Eukaryota, Viridiplantae, Streptophyta, Zygnematophyceae, Desmidiales, Closteriaceae. The record is from the annotation of a GenBank genome assembly.